Messenger RNA from Mercenaria mercenaria, 1643 nucleotides. Its product is annotated as transmembrane protein 164-like. The transcript has 6 exons. The record is from RefSeq and is a predicted model, not a curated record. The coding region runs from base 342 to 1328 and encodes 328 amino acids. Lineage: Eukaryota; Metazoa; Mollusca; Bivalvia; Venerida; Veneridae.
GGUACGGGAAAUAUAAACCAGCCGUCAAAGAUUUUCAAUUAUCGAACUCGAACAGUUUAUUUGAUUUACUGGUAUUGCUGUGGUACCUUUUGAGUGGUAUUUUGUUCAUAUAAGACUGUGAACUACAUUUCAUUAGAGGAAUAUCCGGAAAGUUGUUGGGUCGCUAUCCAAUUUAUUGAUCCAGAUUCUGAGCCUGCCUCAGUCAGUCGGUGCCUGCGAAAUGUUAGUUAAACAUCAUUAACUUGACCUUAAUAAUUCAUGAGCGGGUAGAUCUAUUGAGUGUAUUGAUAGCUACAGAUAUUGUAUUCAUAGAUUGGUGUUAAAGCAACGUUAUUGUAACAAUGUUUGAGUGGGCAUACGCUGGCGUAGACCAUACUCUACCUGGAAAUGGAGGUCAGGAGUGCGUUGACUUCAUUCCUCUUUGGCAGCGAGUGGCGGAGAGUGGACUUGCUUGUCUUUUUGCAGCAUGUUGUAUAAAAUACGCUUACAAACAUAUCACACUGCCAGACAAAAUACCACCUCUCGAAAACAAAGAUUUGUGUGGGAAAAGAAUAUUAUUAGUUUCAAUGUGUUUGACAUUUGGCAUCGAACUGGGAUUUAAAUUGGCAACACGUCAGUUUAUAUGGAUAUUUAACCCAUGUCAUGUGACCAGUAUGAUACAAAUAUACAUUCUAGCAGCGCCACCUGGGAAAAUGGUCACGGCAAUGUUCCGUCUACAUUUACAUAUGUUGACUGGUGCUCCAAUAGCUAUUCUCUUUCCAGUCAUAAAUACUAGACUUUUACCGUUUGAGACAGAGGUGUAUUUUGUACAGCAUAUAUUAAUGAUGAUAAUUCCAUACUACCUUAUGAAAAUUGGAGGUGUAUACACUCCGGAGAAGUUAUCCGACAUGAGUUGGACAUUACUUUCGUUAGGCUGGCUCUACUUCUUCCAUUUUGUUCCUCUCAACUAUCUAGCUGUGUUAUCCCAGGUUAACCUGAACAACAUGCUCUGUCCAGCGGUCUCGGAUCCCUUCUACGGUCGACUUUAUCGUAUUUGUGGAAUGAUACACCAGGUUUUGCUCAUACCACUGAUUGGAAAGUUUAUUGUAUGGACAUCAUUUAAAUUCAAGCUUACAAAACCAAAUGAUAGAUAUGAAGUGAAAGUUUUUGUGAAAGAAUCGGGUCAUAACUCUGAUAAUAUACCCAUAGAGGAAAGUGACACAACAAGCAAUAAAAGUGACUGUAAUGUGAAACAUAGAAAUGGAAUGUUAACAAGUCAUGUGACAGAAAAUAGAUCCAGGCAUGAGCAGUCAGACAAGGAGAAAAAUGGGUACUCGAAACAAAUGUAGGAAUUUACGUAAGAACUUUUCAGGAAUACUGACAGAAUCACCAUUGAUUGUAAUCUACGGAAGAAUUUACAAAUGAAUUACAUUGUAAAUUUCUUGUGUUAAUUUAUUCACAAAGGUAACAAUGCAGGGCUCCAGAUAAGAUGCGUAUUAGCGUAAAUUAUGCUUUGAAAUAAUGCAUAUACAUAUGUCUGAUAAUUUUUAAGCGUACAAAAACGUAUAAGAAAAUACAGAAACGCCCACAAUAACUUUUUACCAGCGUAAAUAAAAUCUGAAUCAUCUAAAUGCUUUAUGUAACAGAGCACGGUCGGGAUUAAA